Aspergillus fumigatus Af293 is the source of this 1542-nucleotide messenger RNA. RefSeq names its product putative MFS transporter. The record is from RefSeq and is a predicted model, not a curated record. Gene Ontology annotation, molecular function: transmembrane transporter activity. Gene Ontology annotation, biological process: transmembrane transport. Lineage: Eukaryota; Fungi; Ascomycota; Eurotiomycetes; Eurotiales; Aspergillaceae.
AUGGAGCCAGUCAAGCCAACCAUGGAGACAAAAGCGUCAGCCGUGUCGUCCCCUACCCAGACAGAGCAUGAUACUGCUGCUGAUGGCAAACGUCCACCGCCAUUACUGGCUAAGAUAUUUGCUGUAUUUCUCAUCUCCUGCAUCAGCUUUGGCUCUCAUUGGAGCUCUGGAGUGACAGGGGCCAUGAAGAGCACCAUCAAAAAGCAACUGCAUGUCUCCAACACUCAAUUCUCCCUGUUGGAGGCCAGUGAGGAUUUUAUGGCGACCGUGCUGUUAUUGAUCAGUGGAGUUAUUACAGAUCGAGUCGGCGGAGCAGAAAUGAUCAUUUAUGGCAAUGUCAUCUAUACAAUCGGAUCAAUCCUCGUUGCUGCAGCUACUACCGUGCGCUCAUUCAACUUCAUGAUUGGCGGUCGAGUCAUCCUAGCCCUUGGAGACAUCGCAACACAGAUCGCCCAGUAUAAGAUGUUCUCUUCAUGGUUCCCCCCAAGCAAUGGAUUUGCUUCCACACUUGGCUUUGAGUUAGCAGUUGGAAAAAUUGGGGGGUUUGUCGGUAAAUCCACUGCCAAUGUCAUUGCCAAGAAAACUGGAAACUUUGCUUGGGUCUUUUGGACCUCUGUCUUCAUGAACCUCUUCACCAAUGCUGCAACCGUCAUAUUCUGGUUCUUCAACCGCUACUGUAAUGUCCAUUACAGAGGAAGGCAGGAUACGGCUACCAAGGAAGUCCUGACAGAGAAGAACAAGAAGUUUGAACUUCAAAAGAUGUUCCAGCUCCCUUGGAUGUUCUGGACUGUCAUGGCAUUCUCGCUGUUCCAGACAUCUACGGCCUCGGUCUUUAGCCAGAAUGCAACCGAGCUGGCAGAGAGGCGCUUCAAUGUGGACUCAAUCACAGCAGGAUGGUACAGCUCUCUGUCACAAUAUGCCGGCUUCUUUCUGGUCCCAUGUUUGGGUGUCUUUAUCGAUGUCCUCGGGAACCGCGCCAGUGUUUUGUGCGUCUGUGGAAUCGGAAUGUUCCUCAGCAUGGUUCUGGUCAACUUUGCCGAGACCAGGUCUGGCACGGCCGCAUCAUUCGGAAUAUAUGCCAUAGCCGUUUCGCUGGGCCCAACUUCCAUCAUCGACAGCAUUCGCACAACCCUAUGGCAUCAAUCAGUCUUUGGAUCUGCUUAUGCCCUCAAAGUUACAAUGAACAAUGCGAUGAACAUCAUCAUCCGCAUCAUUACUGGAGCGCUACAAGACGCUGAUGACGACUCGUAUCGACGAGUAGUCCGCGUUUACCUGUUUCUCGCCGCAGCGUCUGUUGUUGUGGGCCUAGCGAUAUUGCUCGCGGCUCUGAUGACUGACAGCCUGGCGCCGCUCCAAUGGACGAGAAGACAACGACUGACUUUAGGCCCAGAGCAUAUUCGCAUGAUUCGUGAGCGGCACACCGUGACAUGCUAUGCUCGCAACAAACUGAUAUCUAUCUACUGCUUCUCGGCGCUCCUGUUACUGACGGUUGGGGGCUGGGUGGCUUACAUUUGGGGAGCGGUGACAGGGAAUAACUCAUAG